AUGCGGACGACCUCCGAACUUUGGCAGCAGUGGAUGGCUGUGGACCUCGCCCUCCGGACUCGUCUUUCCACCACCCUGGCCACCCUCCCUUCGUAUCUAGCUCAUCUUCCUCAAGGUCUCGAGGAGUUCUUCUCCACGGUCGGGUGGAACACCUGUGUCCAUCCGAAGCACAACCUGUACUCCCCCCAGCUCAUCCCCCUCUUCUUCGACCAACCACUCUCCGGUACUCUUUUGGACACUGCUUGUGGCAUGCUUGCCGACUGGCAGAGUGCUGGCAGCAUACGUAGUGACGUUCAUGUCUCUACGCUCGAGGUACAGCAUCCCUUUCUCUUUGACAGGCACAUCGACUGGUCCCGGUUCGACAGCGACAAGCCCGGUCAACUAUCUUUCCUCCGACGUCUCGGUGAUGAAGCACGCAGCCGCAGUUUCCAAUUCAAGCUUAUCUUCCCCCUGCACGUCAACGAAAACCAUUUCUCCACUGCCAUGCUCGACUUCGCCGACACUUCCAUCUGGUACGGUGACUCCCUUAAUCGCAACAUCAGUGCACAUGACCUCCGAGGCAUGCGCAACUUUGGCAACGCUCUCGGCCUCACGUUCCAACAUUCUGUCAAGACACUGCCCCAUGCUACGCAACAUGACGACUACUCAUGCCCCGACAUCACGAUCAACACCAUUGAACGCUUCAUCUGGCCAGAGACAAAGCCUUGGACAUCGGAGCAUGCGAGGGCUGAGCGUCUCGAGUAUGUGUUACUCCUGGCGACGCACAAUGGUCUAUAUUCUUUUCCCGUAGCUUAUGUUUCGUAG
Coniophora puteana RWD-64-598 SS2 is the source of this 804-nucleotide messenger RNA. RefSeq lists its product as uncharacterized. The record is from RefSeq and is a predicted model, not a curated record. The transcript is spliced from 2 exons. The coding region runs from base 1 to 804 and encodes 267 amino acids. NCBI's taxonomy places the organism in Eukaryota, Fungi, Basidiomycota, Agaricomycetes, Boletales, Coniophoraceae.